This is a messenger RNA of Fomitopsis serialis, 393 nucleotides long. RefSeq lists its product as uncharacterized. The transcript has 3 exons. The record is from RefSeq and is a predicted model, not a curated record. NCBI's taxonomy places the organism in Eukaryota, Fungi, Basidiomycota, Agaricomycetes, Polyporales, Fomitopsidaceae. The coding region runs from base 1 to 393 and encodes 130 amino acids.
AUGGCCCUCUUCCUCAGAUGGAAGGCGUGCAUCUUCGCCCCAUUGUCCGCCCAAGCCGCCCCAGCAUGGCUAGUUUCAUCAGUUAUGAUACAAACAACAGGCAAACUAAACAAGAUGGUCACGCUGCUCUACCAUGUCAAAAUGGGCCAGGAGAUGGUCAAGGGCAGGAUCGGGGAGAGUGAAUUCGAACGAAAUGAAGGUGACUAUCUUGUAGCAGCCAGGCCAUUCAGGCCACUCUUCAACGUGACUAAAAGAAGACAGAUAUUAGUUGAAGAAAGAGGAAAACAAGAAAGGGUGUAUAACGUACCUAGUGGCAGCAGCAAAGACGGGCAGAGAACCCGUAAGGCGGGGCCAUUGUUCUUGGGCCUGCCGCUGAGGAAAAGGAAGGGUUAG